GCACCAUAACGUUGGAUGCCAACAGCAGAUAAACCCCACUGAAGAAGAAGGUGUUUUCACCGCAACCGCACCGAAAAAAAGUCAGGUAAAUGCCUGUCGUUACAUAAUGGGACAUCAUUAGCCUACGAAGUGUAUUUAAGGGCAAUGCCAGCGCCGUCUGCCUCACUUCAUCAUUCUGAAAGAACUGAAAAUGAUCUCUUUGAUUUUUAGGAGUUUGUUACUAUUUGCAGUGGUUGCAAUCUCGCUGGGUAAUGGAGCGCGGUAUACGGCCAAUUGGACAAGUAUCGACUCCCGGCCACUACCCGUGUGGUACGAUGAGGCGAAGAUCGGGAUUUUCGUUCACUGGGGGGUAUUCUCCGUGCCCGGGUACGGCCAGUUUAGCGAGUGGUUCUGGUAUUGGUGGAAAGGCGCACAGAGAGCGGCCGAGGUUGAGUUUAUGAAGAAAAACUACCCCGUGGGCUUUACAUACGCAGAUUUCGCGCACGAUUUCAAAGCGCAGUUCUUCGAUCCUGAUGAGUGGGCUGAAAUAUUUGAAGCUUCUGGAGCCAAGUAAGUCGCACACUGUUUAAUUGUUAACCAAUGGCUUACUUAUUCAACUAGGCCUACUCAACACGAGUGCACGAACACUAAGUAUUUGAUAUGGGUUGCAUGUUAGGGCGGCAGGUAGCUUAGUGGUUAAGAGCGUUGUGCCAGAAACCGAAAGGUCGCUGGUUCUAAUCCCCGAGCCGACUAGGUGAAAAAUCUGUCGAUGUGCCCUUGAGCAAGGCACUUAACCCUAAUUGCUCCUGUAAGUCGCUCUGGAUAAGAGCGUCUGCUAAAUGACUAAUUAUUAUAAUUAUUAUGUUUUACUUCUCGAUCACACCGACAGUAUUAUUGCGCAAAAUGGUACGCAACAUCAUCUGGAUAUGUGUACAACAAAAGUUCAACAUUCACCUUCUGCUACCAUUUCUGUCAACCCGUCUAUAUAUACAGUUUGAUGCAUACGUUCGAUAAAUCCAACGUAUGCACCACACAGAACGCACUGCAACUGCCUCUGCAACGCAAUGCUGCAAGGCAAACACAGCUUUCCAUUUGAAAUUAACGUACUACUGGUGUACCGAAAUGUUUUGACGGUGUUGGUGUUAUCGAGGCGUUAUGCAUAAGAAGCACUGAACCUAUAGGCUAUUAGUAUGAAUUGUCGUGAAAAGUUGAAAUGGGCUUCUGCUAGCCAGUCUAGUUUAUCCACAUUUGCCUAAAUUCAAAUUAGGCACUGGGCAGAAUUUUUUUGUUUUUUGUGAGCUGAUGACAUCCCAAUGUUUAGCCCCUCUGCAAUACAUACACUGUGCAUACAACAUUUUUUUUUUUACAUCAUUGCCAGGUACGUGGUGUUCACAUCCAAGCAUCACGAGGGCUUCUGUAACUGGCCUUCUGCAGACUCCUGGAACUGGAACUCAGUGGAUACUGGACCACACAGAGACCUGGUGGGAGACCUGGCAGCAGCCAUACGCAAGAGGUACGACAUCUUUCCUAGACACUGAUCUCGGGUCAGUUUAGCGUCAGUUUAGCAUUUUCCCCUCUAACGACUGGGGGGAGGGAAAAGCUGAUCCUAGAUCUGUCCCUAGCGGAAACCUCACCCCAGAGCCUCUUUCACCACAAUACAUGACCGUUCCCCUGGAAUAGGUUACUCUGGUCAAACUGGUUUGGAAACCAAGGCCUGCAUUCUCAAAGCUUCUUAGACUGUCUAGGUUCUAGGAUCAGUGUUGACUUAAGGGGAGUAGACCUGAUCCUACAUAAUCAAUCCUACUCUGAGAUACUUUGUGAAUACCGGGCCCUGGUUGGUGUGUAGAAUCUCAGGUCAUACCAGCUCACACAACUUUUCACAUACAUAUAUUCUGUUUCCAUAGGAAGGGACUGCACUUUGGCCUGUACCACUCCCUGUAUGAGUGGUUUCAUCCACUGUACCUGAAGGACAAAGCUUCCGGGUUCAAGACCCAGGAGUUUGUCUUCCGGAAGGCUCUUCCUGAGCUGAUUAACCUGGUGAUGACCUAUAAACCGGAGCUGAUCUGGUCCGAUGGGGAUUGGGAAGCUCCGGACACCUACUGGAACUCAACAGAAUUUCUGGCCUGGCUCUACAACGACAGUCCUAUCAAGGUGAGAGAGAGGCUGAGGGAAGAUGCAAUAUGGCGGCGGCCCAAAUGGUACCCUAUUCACUUUGUAGUGCGCCACUUUUGACCAGGGCCCAAUGGAGAUAAGACAAAUGAUUGACAUGAGCUUUUACCAGUUAUUGUCUAGGUGCUAGCCGACGUCAUGACAUGGACUUAGAACUAUGUAUGUAUGUCAUGUGAUAUGUGUCACCUGAACUAUAUGUUAAUUGAGGGGUGGAGUUAGAACUAUGUAUGUCAUGUGAUGUGUGUCAGUGUCACAAGAUGCACCUGAUCACAUUUAGAUCAGGUGACACAUGUCACAACAAGACACAAGAACUCUCUCACCUUUUUUUGUCUUUUUUUUUUGUCUGAAACCGGUUAGGACAAAGGUUGUCUUGUAAAUAUGAACUGCACUACUGCCUCUUGUUAACCCAGAACAACACUGACCAUUGUUUUCAAUCUACUUCCCCAGGACUUUGUGGUUGUCAAUGACAGAUGGGGGAAUGGUUGUUACUGCAAACAUGGCGGCUACUACAACUGUGCAGACAGGUAGACUAUUCUCUAGCACCAACAGUGAACUCUAGAUCAUACCUCCUUAGGCACCUACAUUUACAUUCAGGGGUUGGACGCAAAAUUAUUAUCCAAUCGUUUAAUUUCCGACCAGCAAAAUAAAGUUCUGAACCAGUUCCUGAAAUGUAAAAUAACGUUAUUAACCGGGUUCCCAUGCUUUUAAAAAUAACGGUUCUGUUCCGGAACAGUAUGGAUCACUUUCGUUCCCGUUUCUGUUCCUUGAAAAAUGUAGUUAUUUUCGGUUCUGUUCCCCUGAACCGGUUCCAACCCGUUUACAUUUUGGUGAUUUAGCAGAUAGUCUUAUCCAGAGUGACUAACAGUCAGUGCAUUCAACUAAGGUAGAUAAAUGUACUGUAUAAGACAUAUGCCAAUAGCUCCACCUUCUCUGAUUAGGUGGAUUUUUCCUAGACUCCUGCUUACAACUAUUGGAUUGUUACCUAGACUCCUGCUUACAACUAUUCAAUCAUGUAGGAUUUACACAUGGAAUUCAGAAACAGGCUGUCAGCCUUGGUAGCAUAUCAGACUUGCAGACAGUCUGAACCAGUGGGAUGUGUGUGUUUUUUAUAUUUUACCCCCCAGGUUCACUCCAGGCUCUCUGCCUGACCACAAGUGGGAGAAAUGCCAGUCCGUCGACAACCGCUCCUGGGGUUACCGUAGAAACAUGAUGCUCAGCGAGCUGAUGGACCUGCCCACCAUCAUAACGGUUAGAGGUCACAGGAAUUGAAAGUCAUACUGAGGGGACAAACAAAACUGGGGCUCAGUUUGAAUACUUUGGAAUGUUCUUGUCCUCACUUCUCUCCUUACGGACUAAUCUGACUCUAGUUUUAUUCAGUGAGCUACGGCAAUGUCCGUUACGUUUCUGCUCAAUUUGUAACAAAGAUCAGGAUAUGACCUCUGUCUCUCUGCACACGGAUGACUGGGGGUGUCUAUCUCUAUUUCAUAAACAGAGUUUUCACUAACUUGGUAAAAUCUAAGUUUAUUGACAUCUCUCCCCGUAUCAUGUGUCUUUAGUGUGUGUGUGUGUGUGUGUGGUAGAUACUGCCCGUGUCUCUGAGUAAGCAUUCUCUUAUCUCUUGUUCUUUCAUCAGGACAUGGUGUAUGUGGUCACUAUAGCUUGUGGAUAUGGAGUGUUUGGUAAUGUCAGUUUAGUGAUCUCUGUCCCCUGUAUCUUGUUUCAUCAGGACAUGGUGUAUGUGGUAUCUUGUUUCAUCAGGACAUGGUGUAUGUGGUAUCUUGUUUCAUCAGGACAUGGUGUAUGUGGUGGCCCUGGGGGGUAACUACCUGCUGAACAUUGGUCCCAUGGAGGACGGCAUCAUCUCCCCUCUCUUUGAGGAGAGGCUGAGGGGCAUGGGGGCCUGGCUGGGGGUCAACGGAGAGGCCAUCUACUCCUCCAAACCCUGGAGGAUCCAGGGGGAGAACACCACCGUACCUGUCUGGUAGGAGACAAUACAAUAAUACAAUACAGUCUGGUAGGAGACAAUACAAUAAUACAAUACAGUCUGGUAGGAGGCAAUACAAUACAGUCGGGAGAUGGACAAUACAAUAUACCAUACAGUCUGGUAGGAGGCAAUCAAUAAUACAAUACGUCUGGUAGGAGACAAUACAAUAAUACAAACAGUCUGGUUAGGAGGCAAUACAACUACAGUCUGUAGGAGGCAAUACAAUAAUACAAUACAGUAUGGAUAGGAGGCCAAUACAAUAAUACAAUCCAGUCUGGUAGGAGGCAAUUACAAUAAUACAAUACAGUCUGGUAGGAGGACAAACAAUGAAUACAAUACAGUCUGGUAGGAGGGCAAUUACAAUAAUACAUACAGUCUGGUAGAGAGCAAUACAAUAAUACAAUACAGUCUGGUAGGAGGCAAUACAAUAAUACAAUACAGUCUGGUAGGAGGACAAUACAAUAAUACAAUACAGUCUGGUAGGAGACAAUACAAUAAUACAAUACAGUCUGGUAGGAGGACAAUACAAUAAUACAAUACAGUCUGGUAGGAGACAAUACAAUAAUACAAUACAGUCUGGUAGGAGACAAUACAAUACAGUCUGGUUGGAGACAAUACAAUACAGUCUGGUAGGAGGCAAUACAUACAGUCUGGAGGAGACAAUACAGUCUGGUAGGAGCAAUACAAUAAUUUAGACAAUAAACGUCUGGUAGGAACAAUACAAUACAGUCUGGUAGGAGACAAUAUACAAUACAGUCUGGUAGGAGAACAAAUACAAUACAGUCUGGUAGAGACAAUACAGUCUGGUAGGAGACAAUACAAUAAUCUGGUAGGAGCAUACAUACAUACAGUCUGUAGGAACAUACUGGAGAGCAAUACAGUCUGGUGGAGACAAUACAAUACAGUCUGGUAGGAGCAAUACAAUACAUCUUAGGGAAUACAGUCUGGUAGGAGGCAAUACAUAAUACAAUACAGUCUGGUAGGAGGCAAUACAAUAAUACAAUACAGUCUGGUAGGAGCAAUACAAUAUACAAUACAGUCUGGUAGGAGACAAUACAUACAGUCUGGUAGGAGACAUACAAUAAUACAAUACAGUCUGGUAGGAGACAUACAAUAAACAUACAGUCUGGUAGGAGCACAUACAAUGAACAAUACAGUCUGGUAGGAGGCAAUACAAUCAGCUUAGGACAAUACAGUCUGGUAGGAGGCAAUACAAUAAUACAAUACAGUCUGGUAGGAGACAAUACAAUUAAACAUACAGUCUGGUAGGAGACAAUACAUAACAAUACAGUCUGGUAGGAGACAUACAAUAACAAUACAGUCUGGUAGGAGAGCAAUACACGUAAAAUACAAUACAGUCUGGUAGGAGACAAUAUACAGUCUGGUAGGAGGCAAUACAAUAAUCAAUACAGUCUGGUAGGAGGCAUAUACAGUCUGGUAGGAGACAAUACAGUGGAGACAAUACAACAAUACAGUCUGGUAGGAGGACAAUACAAAAUACAAUACAGUCUGGUAGGAGACAAUACAUACAGUCUGGUAGGGGGAACAAUACUCAAUAAUACAAUACAGUCUGGUAGGAGACAAUACAAUAUACAAUACAGUCUGGUAGGAGAAUACAAUACAGUCUGGUAGGAGACAAAUAUACAAUAUUACAUACAAUACAGUCUGGUAGGAGCACAAUACAGUCUGGUAGGAGACAAUAACAACAAUACAAUACAGUCUGGUAGGAGACAACAUACAAUACAUCUGGUAGGAGCAAUACAGUCUGGUAGGAGACAAUACAAUAAUACAAUACAGUCUGGUAGGUAACAAUACAAUACAGUCUGGUAGGAGACAACAAUACAUACUGGUAGGAGACAAUACAGUCUGGUAGGAGACAAUACAAUAAUACAAUACAGUCUGGUAGGAGACAAUACAGUCUGGUAGGAGCAUACAAUAAUACAAUACAGUCGGUGAGGAACAAUACAUCAGUCUGGUAGGAGGUACAAUACAGUCUGGUAGGAGACAAUACAAUAAACAAUACAGUCUGGUAGGAGACAAAUACAAUACAAUCGUCUGGUAGGAGACAAUACAGUGGUAGAGAAUCAAAUACAUCGUCUGGUAGGAGACAAUCAAUACAGUCUGGUAGGAGACAAUACAAUAAUACAAUACAGUCUGGUAGGAGACACAUUACAAUACAGUCUGGUAGGAGACAAUACAAUAAUACAAUACAGUCUGGUAGGAGACAUACAGUCUGGUAGAGAUAAUACAAUACAGUCUGGUAGGAGACAAUACAAUAAUGUAGGCAAUACAGAUCUGGUAGGAGACAAUACAAUAAUACAAUACAGUCUGGUAGGAGACAAUACAGUCUGGUAGGAGACAAUACAAUAAUACAAUACAGUCUGGUAGGAGGCAAUACAGUCUGGUAGGAGACAAUACAAUAAUACAAUACAGUCUGGUAGGAGACAAUACAAUACAGUCUGGUAGGAGACAAUACAAUAAUACAAUACAGUCUGGUAGGAGACAAUACAGUCUGGUAGGAACAAUUACAAUAACUACAAUACAGUCUGGUAGGAGACAAUACAAUAAUACAAUACAGUCUGGUAGGAGACAAUACAAUAAUACAAUACAGUCUGGUAGGAGCAUACAGUUGAGCAAUAAUCAAUAAGUCUGGUAGGAGACAAUACAAUAAUACAAUACAGUCUGGUAGGAGACAAUACAAUAAUACAAUACAGUCUGGUAGGAGGCAAUACAAUAAUACAAUACAGUCUGGUAGGAGACAAUACAAUAAUACAAUACAGUCUGGUAGGAGACAAUACAGUCUGGUAGGAGCAAUACAAUAAUACAAUAAGUCUGGUAGGAGGCAAUACAGUCUGGUAGGAGGCAAUACAAUAAUACAAUACAGUCUGGUAGGAGGCAAUACAAUACAGUCUGGUAGGAGGCAAUACAAUACAGUCUGGUAGGAGAUAAUACAAUACAGUCUGGUAGGAGGCAAUACAAAUACAAUACAGUCUGGUAGGAGCAAUACAAUAUACAUACAGUCUGGUAGGAGACAAUACAAUAAUACAAUACAGUUCUGGUAGGAGGCAAUACAAUAAUACAAUACAGUCUGGUAGGAGACAAUACAAUACAGUCUGGUAGGAGACAAUACAAUACAGUCUGGUAGGAGACAAUACAAUACAGUCUGGUAGGAGCAAUACAAUACAGUCUGGUAGGAGGCAAUACAAUAAUACAAUACAGUCUGGUAGGAGAUACAAUACAGUCUGGUAGGAGACAAUACAAUAAUACAAUACAGUCUGGUAGGAGGCAAUACAAUAAUACAAUACAGUCUGGUAGGAGACAAUACAAUACAGUCUGGUAGGAUACAAUACAGUCUGGUAGGAGACAAUACAAUAAUACAAUACAGUCUGGUAGGAGGCAAUACAAUAAUACAAUACAGUCUGGUAGGAGGCAAUACAAUACAGUCUGGUAGGAGGCAAUACAAUAAUACAAUACAGUCUGGUAGGAUACAAUACAGUCUGGUAGGAGACAAUACAAUGAUACAAUACAGUCUGGUAGGAGACAAUACAAUACAGUCUGGUAGGAGAGAAUACAGUCUGGUAGGAGGCAAUACAAUAAUACAAUACAGUCUGGUAGGAGACAAUACAAUAAUACAAUACAGUCUGGUAGGAGACAAUACAAUACAGUCUGGUAGGAGGCAAUACAAUAAUACAAUACAGUCUGGUAGGAGACAAUACAAUAAUACAAUACAGUCUGGUAGGAGGCAAUACAAUACAGUCUGGUAGGAGGCAAUACAAUACAGUCUGGUAGGAGGCAAUACAAUACAGUCUGGUAGGAGGCAAUACAAUAAUACAAUACAGUCUGGUAGGAGAUAAUACAAUACAGUCUGGUAGGAGACAAUACAAUACAGUCUGGUAGGAGGCAAUACAAUACAGUCUGGUAGGAGACAAUACAAUAAUACAAUACAGUCUGGUAGGAGACAAUACAAUACAGUCUGGUAGCUAUUACAUAGAUUUCUCAACUGAAAUGUGGAAUAAUUGAUCAAACUUGGACAGAGUCAAGUUAAUGCUUCUUUUACUGCCAUCUACUGGAAAAGUGUUAAAUAAGUAAUGACUGUAUAUGUAUCCUUCCAUAGGUACACCUCUAAGAACAACACUGUCUAUGCCAUACUGCUGGCGUGGCCUUCAAAACUGCUGUUCAGCCUCGCCGCACCCAAAACCUCUGAGGCCACUAAUGUAAGUAUAGCAAACAUGGGAUUUUACUCUUUAUGGUUCGUAACAUUGUGUGUGUUAUUGAAAGAUGCGUUGUGGAUUCUGUCCAAUAAGGUACAGAGAUGUCACGGACAGCACCUUUUUUUUAUGCUAACUGAAUAUUACCGUCUCUCUUCUCAGGUCACCAUACUGGACAACCCGUCCGUACCUCUGAAGUGGGUAUCGACGACACCAACCGGACUGGUGGUAGUCAUGCCUGACAUGCCAGUUUCCCCGGGCCGAGGCUGGGUCCUUAGACUAGAGGGAGUAGCGUGAGGAGGCAGU
Molecule: messenger RNA, 8646 nt
Organism: Coregonus sp. 'balchen'
Lineage: Eukaryota; Metazoa; Chordata; Actinopteri; Salmoniformes; Salmonidae
Source: the annotation of a GenBank genome assembly